AUGUCGGGCGGGUUUUUCCGGGGCACGUCUGCUGAUCAAGACACUCGAUUCUCCAACAAGCAAGCGAAGCUGUUGAAAUCUCAAAAGUUCGCUCCUGAAUUGGAACAUCUGGUGGAUACGAGGAAAGUGAAGAUGGAUGUUAUUAGACCGUGGAUUGCUACUAGAGUGACGGAGCUUCUCGGCUUCGAAGAUGAAGUUCUUAUCAACUUUAUUUAUGGCCUGCUUGAUGGAAAGGAAGUGAAUGGGAAGGAGGUUCAAAUAUCGCUUACGGGAUUCAUGGAGAAAAACACUGGGAAGUUUAUGAAAGAGCUGUGGACACUUCUUCUUAGUGCGCAGAAGAAUGAAAGCGGUGUUCCUCAACAGUUUUUGGAUGCCAAAGAAGAAGAAACUCGGAAGAAGCAGGCAGAGGUGGAUAGGAUAGCAAAUGAAAUCCAGAAGAAGAAGGAGAUAGAGAAGGAGAGUAGAGAACUUGAGAGGGAAAGAUGGAAGAAGAUGGACAUUGAGGUUGAAAAGAAAGGCAAUAAUGCUAUGGAGCCAGCUUUAAAGCAUAUGCUGCCUGAGGACGAGAAAGAAACUGACAUGAGGAAUGGUGCAAGAGGGAGGAAAAGCUACUCCACACCCAGUGCAGCCAUUCUUUCUUGUUUAUAUACAAAGCAGAUCACAGAGCUCCCUAUCUGCUCGCUGUGGACUUUUAAGGUUUUGGAUAUAAUGCACCUGGGCAACCUGUUGUUUUCAAAACGAGAACAGUUUUCUGGAUGGGCAUAG
This is a messenger RNA of Dovyalis caffra, 765 nucleotides long. Lineage: Eukaryota; Viridiplantae; Streptophyta; Magnoliopsida; Malpighiales; Salicaceae. The record is from the annotation of a GenBank genome assembly.